UAUGAUCAACAUGAAUGUAACGUCCUUGCCCAAGAUGUGCAUUUGAGCUGAACCCCCAUGGACGAGCCGCGAUCAAGGUGUUGAGUUGUAAAAUGUUGAUCUAUUCAAGACAGGAACCUGUUUCCAAGAGCAGCAGACACGUAUAAGUACUGCAUCAUCCACCAUCAGUUUAACUCCAUCUCAUCACCAUCUUCAUCUCCCAUCACAACAUCAACUCAACAGCCACCAUGCAGAACAAGCUCAUCACCGCCGCCGCCCUCCUGAGUGCCAUGGCAUCAGUCCAGGCAUCUCCCGUUUCUAUUUCCAAGCGAGACGUUCUCACAGCCCUCCCUGGAGGCGCUUCUGACAUCGAGAACAAGUUCCAGCCUGCUCUUGACUUCGACAGCGACGGCUGCUACCAGACCGCCGCCAUUGAUCCUGAUGGCAACUUGAACCCUGGUCAUGGCGCCACUGGUACUCCCCAGGGAGACUGUCGUGAUCCUCCCCAGCUUGAUAACAGCAACACCUAUUCUCGCAAGCGCUGCAACAAUGGCUUCUGUGCCAUUAUGUAUGAGACCUACUAUGAGAAAGACCAAGCCGUUGGUGGCAGCUUUCUCGGAGGUCACCGCCACGACUGGGAGAACAUCGUCGUUUUCACCCAAGGCGACAAUGUCGUCCGCGUCGCACCCUCCUGCCACGGAAAAUACGACGGCGCCAGCAACGAGUUCCCCAGCGACGGAAGCACCCCUCUUCUCGUUUAUCACAAGGACGGUGCCGGAACUCACUGCUACCGCUUUGCCAACGACGAUGACCAGGCCAACCCCGAGAACCCUACUGGUUCUUUCUUCAAAGCUCCUCUUGUUGGUUGGGACAACUGGCCUGAUGUUGGUCUGCGAGACAAGAUGCUGCAGAACUGGAAUGGUGGUGUUGGACCUAAGCUGGAUGAUGAGUUUGGUGAUUCGCUCAAGGCGGCUGCUGGUGAUGGUGUUCAGGGCUUCGAUCCUUACAAGGACGAGUAAAGAUGGGGAGGACCAGGAACCCUUGUUUACUACUAUUUAGCAUUACUAUUGAACGUUGUUGACUUCGCUAAAUGCAUCACUGGAGACUUUUCCCCUGGAG
Fusarium odoratissimum NRRL 54006 is the source of this 1098-nucleotide messenger RNA. RefSeq lists its product as uncharacterized. The coding region runs from base 228 to 998 and encodes 256 amino acids. The record is from RefSeq and is a predicted model, not a curated record. The transcript has 2 exons. Lineage: Eukaryota; Fungi; Ascomycota; Sordariomycetes; Hypocreales; Nectriaceae.